GGGGUUGGGGCCGCGCGCGCUGAGCCUCUGCAGCAUGAGCUCUGAUACACGCGGACACACAGCACGCACACGCACGGCGCACGAGCUGCUGGAGCUACUCGAACUCAACUGACCUGAACUUUCAUCUUAAUCUACCGCACCUUCAUCAUCAGGAGCCGCACAUGCUGAUGGCGCAAAGGUAUGAGGAUUUGGGGCAGUACGGUGGGGUGGAUGGAGUGGGAUUGUAUGCUGACCCCCAUGGCCCCCGAGCUCUGGGUCACCUGCACCACGCGCCCCCACAGGGGCAUUAUGGCACACACACUCCACACGGCAUUAUGGGCACAGGAAUGGGCACGGGCAUCAACGACUCACUGAAGAGGGACAAAGACCACAUCUAUGGUCACCCGCUGUUCCCUCUGCUGGCGCUGGUGUUUGAGAAGUGUGAGUUGGCCACCUGCACGCCCAGAGAUCCUGGAGCAGGAGCUGGAGGAGAUGUGUGCUCCUCGAACUCCUUCAACGAGGACAUUGCUGUCUUCGCCAAACAGAUCCGGGCGGAGAAGCCUUUAUUCACCUCCAACCCCGAGCUGGACAACCUGAUGAUCCAGGCCAUCCAGGUGCUGCGGUUCCACCUGCUGGAACUGGAGAAGGUGCACGAGCUGUGUGAUAAUUUCUGCCACCGCUACAUCAGCUGUCUGAAGGGCAAGAUGCCCAUAGACCUGGUCAUCGAUGACAGAGACGGCUGCAAGUCGGACUUCGAGGAGCUGUCAGGGUCAACGAACCUAACAGAGAAUCCAGCAUCUUGGAGGGAUUUAGAUGAUGCCCACUCCACUCCUUCAGUCGGGACACCAGGGCCAUCCAGUGGGGGCCACGCUUCACAAAGUGGAGACAAUAGCAGUGAACUCGGAUGUAAACAGAGUGAAUUUUAUGAUGUGCUGGACCUUCCCUUUAACGGUGCGUUGGAGUAG
Messenger RNA from Pygocentrus nattereri (red-bellied piranha), 944 nucleotides. RefSeq names its product homeobox protein Meis2-like. Bases 162 to 944 code for a protein of 260 amino acids. The record is from RefSeq and is a predicted model, not a curated record. The transcript has 8 exons. NCBI's taxonomy places the organism in Eukaryota, Metazoa, Chordata, Actinopteri, Characiformes, Serrasalmidae.